Messenger RNA from Paramecium sonneborni, 1256 nucleotides. NCBI's taxonomy places the organism in Eukaryota, Ciliophora, Oligohymenophorea, Peniculida, Parameciidae. The record is from the annotation of a GenBank genome assembly.
AAAUAAUGUAACAGGAAGAAAGAAGAAUCACUAAAGAUUACUUAAAAAAACUAUUAAGAAAGGAAUUCAAACUCUAUUACACUACACCUGAACUUAAUGAUUGUCUCUAUCUUCAUUAUAAAGGUUUUGAAAAGAUCGAGAAUCUUGAAUAAUUUACAGGAUUAAAAGUUAUCUAUUUGGAAGGAAAUGGCCUCAACAAUAUUGAAGGUAAUAUCAUUCAUUUAUCAAAAGGACUUGAUUGUUUAGCAUCUCUAAGAUGUUUAUAUUUGUAGGAGAAUGUAAUUAGAAAAAUUGAAAACUUACAUAUGUUGACUGAUCUAAUCAAUUUAAAUCUUAGUGAUAAUAUGAUAACCAAAAUUGAAGGGUAUGUAUAGAUAUUUAAAUAUUUAGUUUGGAAUAAUGUUAAAAAUUAUAGACUCUUUAAAUCAAAAGAAAUAGAGUCGGAUUAAAUGGACUUAGUGAUUUAGAAGGAUUGCUUUGUUUGCCUAAUUUAUCAGUUUUGGAUGUAUCAGAUAAUAAAAUAGAUGAUCCAAAUGUUUUGGAUGAAAUAUUUUUAAAACUUCCGCAAUUAUCAGUUUUAUAUUUUUAGAAUAACACAGCUGGAAAACAAAUUCAACAUUAUCGUAAGACUUUUAUAAACAAAAUAAAGACUUUAAAAUAUUUGGAUGAUAGGCCUGUAUUUGAUGAUGAAAGAAGUAUAAAUAUAAAUAUAUUAAAUUUAAGGAUUUGCAGAAGCCUUUGCCAAAGGAGGAUUAGAUUUGGAAAGAGAAGAAAGACAAAAGUACAAAAAAGAAUAAGAAGAAGAACAUAUGAGAUAACAUUAGAAUUUUAAAGACAUGAUUCGUAAAUACAGAGAAGAAUAAUAAUAAUAAUAAGAAUAAUAAUAAUAAUAAGGAUAAUAAUAAGGAUAAUAAUAAGAAUAAUAGGAUGAUAAUAAUGUAUCUGAUAAUGAAGAACCUUCUCAUCUAUCAACUUACAAUACUUAAUCAAAUACUAGUGAAGUUAGAUCAUCUGCUCAAUAAUCUGCUUAGUAAUCAGCUUAGCAUUCUGAACAUUAAUCAGAGAAACUUUCAGAUAAGUAAUCUGAUAAUUAAUCUGAAAAUAAUUCUAGAAUUGCAGAUGGACAUAGUGAACAUAGAAGUGUAGAGGGAGAUUAAAAAAGUAUUGAUGGGGCUAGUGAACAUGGAAGUGAAUAAGUAGAAAUUAAUACUAUAGCCAACUUUGGAUAAUCAGUUGAACUUGAUGAAAUCGAUUGA